Paramacrobiotus metropolitanus is the source of this 1125-nucleotide messenger RNA. RefSeq lists its product as uncharacterized. The record is from RefSeq and is a predicted model, not a curated record. The transcript has 2 exons. Lineage: Eukaryota; Metazoa; Tardigrada; Eutardigrada; Parachela; Macrobiotidae. The coding region runs from base 1 to 1125 and encodes 374 amino acids.
AUGGCCAACCGCCUGAUAACUAAUUCCACCCCAUUAUAUGCCUACCGAGCGUACUUGGAAAAUUUGUUGGGGUACACACCGGCUGCCCUAAAAAGCCAGGCAACAAGUGCUGGAUUUUAUAUAGACACUCCCGGGUACCUAGAAGAUCAUGCCAAUAACGCUGGAGAAGUAACGCGAAAAGCUAUGUUUGUGACCAACGAGUACGUCCCGUUCAGCGCCAAAUUAUGUACGGACAUUUUUCAGCAGGGAAAAAAUUUGAUCACCGGUGUACCGCUACAUGUGCGCCUCAUUUUGAAUAAGCCGGAAUUCUACCUGCGUUCAUAUGCCAAUCUUCCAGUGGAUACCUUUAAAGCAUACAUUCGCAAUCCGCGGUUGUACGUCAAACGCUUUGUGCCUAAUCCGGCAUAUUUGUCUGCGCUUACUGCCCAAUUAUCGACAAAGACUGUGAAAUACCCUAUUGAGCGAGUGUGUAUGCGUGUUAAUGAUAUUGGUAUGAUUCAGAGCACAGUGCUGGCUAAUUUACAUAUUGGAGCAGUACCCAAAUGUGUUUUUGUGGGAUUUGUAAAAAGCUCGAGUUUUCACGGGCUGCGCCGAGGUAAUCCGUUUAACUUUGAACAUUUCAAUCUCAACUAUAUAAGUGUCGAAGUCGACGGACAGUCGUAUCCCGCACAAGCCUACCGACCAAAUUUCGCCACGGGUGAUUAUUUGCAAUCAUAUGACGGUCUGUUGGAGACGCUCGGCCGCUUGCACGCACCGGACGGGGCGCUGCCUUUCGACCGUAAAGCAUUUGCGGAAGGAUUUGCUAUUUGGGGAUUCGAUCUGACACCUUCACGGACAGGCCGGGGACCGAUGAGCACCGUGCGCCAAGGAAAUCUAUCAAUCCGCCUGCAGUUCGCCGCCCAAUUAACUGAACCAAUUAUGGCCAUUACGAUGAUGGUGUGGGAUAAUAUUAUUGAAGUCAAUUCACAUCGCCAGCUAAUUGCGGAUUUUACAGCGGUCGCCAGCGGGGUGGGCGCGCCGUCGGCCCCUUUGACGCUGAAGAGAAUCGUGACGGAUGUGGUAAACAAUGGGCGACCGGAGCGCUUCGCGCUCUCGGUCGCCAUUGUUCUACAGGACAAAGUGUAA